Messenger RNA from Alternaria atra, 2634 nucleotides. RefSeq lists its product as uncharacterized. The transcript has 5 exons. The record is from RefSeq and is a predicted model, not a curated record. NCBI's taxonomy places the organism in Eukaryota, Fungi, Ascomycota, Dothideomycetes, Pleosporales, Pleosporaceae. The coding region runs from base 1 to 2634 and encodes 877 amino acids.
AUGGCCGAAAUGGCCGGCACGAUCUUUGGUGUUAUAUCUCUCUCCAUACAGCUGUUUGACAAGUUCAACACGUACACCAACAGUGUCAAAGAUGCAAGAAACAAGGCUGAACAGAUUACGCGCGAACUGGAUACACUGGUGAACCUUCUCGAGAAUCUGGAGACGAUCAUUAGCAGACUGGACCCUACUACAUCCGCCGCAUUUACCAGGAAUAGCAUCCAAGAAUGCGCACGCGCUAUUGAGGUAAUCAGAUCGAGACUUGGAGACGCCGCACCAGCGAUAAGCUCCGGAAGAUUCUGGACACGUUCUAGGAACGUCAUCAAGCGACUGACAUAUCCCUUCAAAGAGAAUGACAUUAAGUAUUGGAAAGAUGUCUUGGCCAGUAUUCAACAGAGUCUACAGAUCGCGUUGCUUGCGUCGCAAACCGAUCAGCAGCAACGGUAUUUCACGACUCUACAAGCGCAGCUUAGUCAACUUUCGCUCAAUACAAAUGCUGGAAUUCAAAUGAUUCUGGACCAGCAGCGACGCGCCCAGGCUCCGGCCGGACAGCACAUCAUGGACCAGAUCCAGAGCUCAGGCACGGAGAUCUCCAAUCAUCGAAGACACCAAAGAUCAGUGCAGUCCCCUUUCCAGGAUUAUGAUCAAACGUUUACUCAAGAGACACAAAUCAGCUCUCACUCUCCAAGCGCAGCGGAAACAGCGAGAUAUAACGAUCUUGACUACACGCUACUGCCAGUGUCUGCAAUUGGUCUAGAAGAGGAUAUCACGAGUUUUCAAAAUCUCGAGCGGAGGGUACGACCGAUGCAUUCCCAAUUGAAGAAGAAGCUGAAUACUUCUAUUUUUUGUAAUUGCCGCAAACGUCGCGAAGAGAAACAGUUUGUGUGGUCACCGUUUGUUGUGUCGCUGAACGAAGUGCACUCCCAUGACCCCAGUUGCCCGCUCUGGAUACCUGGGACUCACGAUAAAAACUUCGGCUUUGGAAUAGUACUGUGCUAUCUUAUCCUUGGACUGAAGCUUCGAGUUUUCAUGACACUGUCGAUUGCAAGUGGCACAUUCUCGAUAAAUCCAAGCUUAUCGGCACAUCGAAUCGUUUCUGAAGAAUCUUCCCCAGCGUUCAAGUUGAUUCGUUUGGUAACUGAAGGUGAUUCCCAAUGGGUACCUGAGGACUACUCUGCAGAGUUGACGAGGAUAUUCCAAACGCGUCAGGCGUCACCGCAUGACCGCUUGGAGAGCGGAUAUACGAUAUUACACUAUUUUUGUGGAAAAGCCGCGUGGACUAAAAAUACAAGUCACUGUGACCUGAUUAAAUAUCGGUCGAUGCUCAACCAGCUUCUACGCUACAUGUCUUAUGCAGAUGCAUCAGAGAUUGAUGAGAAUGGAAGAACAUGUGUAGAUACUAUCUUAUACCCUAGCCGCUUCGACGACUCAGUUGAUCAUAUACGAAAGUCACUUGCGUCCGAUCUCCUGCAGUAUGGUUUAAGAUUAUCACCAGCGAGCGGACCCUUUACGAGUCGCAAGUUUUGGUUCGAUAUUCCGUUUGCCAAAUUCCCAGAUCCUUUCGCUGGUCUUGAUGACUCAAUUGCAGCAGCGUUAUCGAGAUCAGAAGUGGAGUUCAGUAAACUGAUGCGAAGACGUCAUACUACCAAUAAUUCGCACAGGAAGGAAACUGCUGAGCUUUACAGAUUGGUAACUAGUAUGGGCUGGGUACGUGGCUGCCAGAUCCUCUUCGAUUAUGGGUUCAGUUACAUACCAGACACGCCCUGGCAGAGGCAAUCUCCGCCCUUGACCGGGUUGAGGUGGCAGAACUCUCUUCUCUACAAAGCCAUACGAUCGCGAAACCAGGCUAUGGUGCAAUUUUGGCUCGGUUUACGCGAAAACGCCGAGGCGGAUUGUCUCCCAUAUAUUGGGGACCUAGAAUUAGCCGUCACAGACGCUUCUGUAAUGUCCCCAGAAAACAUAGUAGAGACUCUCGUCAAGUGUCUGGUCGAACAAAGAUGCCGGCUCCAACAGAUAACAAGGAUAUCUGGCGUCACAUGCGAAUGUGUCACUGGAUCAACAGACAUCAUUGACGUCCACGCUGCUUGUGCACUGCGCGUACUCGACGAACAGGGUUUUGAGGUGAACAUCCUGCCCUGGAUGAGACCUGGAUACGUCGCUGCGUUCAAAGACUUAGAGGGACGAGACUCUAAUCUCCGGACAUUCAAAGAAAUUGUGCAGUGCGUUGCAAAAGCGGUCGGAGGUGUAGCACAUAGAUGGAUCGUCACUGAGUUCAUUCGGUUGUGUGUCUUUUCCUGGCUGGGCAUACGCCAUACCUGUUGCGACCUCGAUAAAACCUUGUUUGCUGACGAAUCCGACUUAUCGCGUCAGCCCUUACCACGAUAUCCUCCAGACGAGUUACAAAGAAUCCAGGAAGAAGACGCGUAUCUCACGGUAGUUCUGGAGGACAUGGUGCCUUUUUUCGACGCCCGGUAUGACACGCACGAAGGCGAUCUUCAAUCUUUCGUGGACGACAUCCUACUACCGGAGAUGGAGACCGUACUGGACCGACUGAAGCAAGAGGAUGAGGCUACAUAUGCCGCGAGCAGGCGGGAAAUGGGAGUUGUCAUGGUUGACGAAUGCGAGAGUGGUGCAUGA